Jaminaea rosea is the source of this 2821-nucleotide messenger RNA. RefSeq lists its product as hypothetical. Gene Ontology annotation, biological process: SNARE complex assembly. NCBI's taxonomy places the organism in Eukaryota, Fungi, Basidiomycota, Exobasidiomycetes, Microstromatales. The record is from RefSeq and is a predicted model, not a curated record. The transcript is spliced from 5 exons. Gene Ontology annotation, molecular function: SNARE binding. Gene Ontology annotation, cellular component: endosome; lytic vacuole. Bases 140 to 2821 code for a protein of 893 amino acids.
CGGCCCCUCUUUCCUUUGCCUCGACCUUACUUCUUUCUAUCUGAGCAAGAUCACACGCCUCGAGCCUCCUCAUCAGAGCAGUGACACACAUGAGCAGCUAUCACUUCUACAACCUCGCUCGCUGAGACCUCGCUGCAUCAUGGCGUCCUCCUCAUCGGGCCAGCAGCCUCAUUCACCUCCUCCUUGGCUCCACAAUUCAUCGUCAUCUCGGCGCAUACGGCACAUCGUAUCAUUGCAUGUCCGCAACUUCAUCACUACCACCCAUUCCAACGGAUCUGGUGCUCCACCCCCACAUCAUUCGGCGCAGCUAUACCACGUCUCGCUUGCUCUCUCCUUCAACCAGCCGACAGAGGAGUCGUCGCAGCCUUUCCCCUUCAUCACCCAUCCCUCUCGGCCUGCCGUCAAUGCUGACUGGCCAAUCGACCUGAACGAGCGCGCUCGUAGCUGCGCUUCUUCUUCCAAGUCGCUUGACUCCCUCGGUCUGUCUCGCGUACAAAUAGCCGCUUGGGCAAAGAAGUCACUGCCUCAGCAGCAGGAAGAGGAUGCUGCAGCAAUAUGGGAGUGCGCAUGGGAGAGAGAUGUGGAUCUGAAUGGCUUGCAGAGGAUUCCAGGAGGGCUCUCAUCUCCAGCAGCCGCAAGACUCCCGCCCAACUCGCUGAUCCUCGGCCUCAAGUCUUCCGUUUGGUCCGGCUCGACCGAUCGCAGCGAGAACAACGCUCUCACGAAGCUGGAACGACUCGACUCAAAAGCUUCACCAUCGCAGACUCAAGAGGUUGCAAAGGUCGCGCAGCAACGCCUUGCCGCCAAUGACCAUCGAGCGCGAGAUGCUGUCACUCAUUACCUCGUCCCGGACAGCGCAGCUACAGAUGUUGUAGAACAGACAGGAGCAGCGCAACCUGCUCGAUCUACCAAGCGAAGGUCGAUGGGCGAAGUUGACGUGGACAUUGGCGACAACAGCAUUCUGAGCGGAGCGGCCAGCGAGCCAGAAGAAGGCAGCGAUACCUCCUCAGAUGAGGGCGGCGAGUCACAAAGAGAUACAGGCUACGACUCGGAGACGACGUUCGAGCUCAGCAGCAGCCUCUCUGCUUCCUCUCAGGUUGGAACUAGCUUGGCAAAGGCUGGACCUUCGCGACCUGGCCUGGACAGACGCAGAUCGAGCAGCCGUACUAUACGAGCAAUCAAGAAGGGGAGACGGAGAAAAGGGACCAGUAACUCCAAGGCCGCCGUUGGGACUGACGUCGAAGAAGAGUCACUUGGGCAGCCAACUGGAGACAGUAGCAAGGGUCAUGCGCGGCAAGAUAGCGCUACUCUCUCUUCCUCCUCUGCCUCCAAGAAAAGCCAAGAUCGUCGCGAACAAGUGCAACGUUGGCAGCUCGAGCGGGAGCGCGAGAGGGAGGUGUUGGAGCGCAGCAAGUGGGAGACAAGAAUGCUACAGGGCUAUGAUCGGGAGCAGCUGCGGGUCAUCGUUGAAGGGCAGAGCGAGGUGGACGCUACGGUCCGGGAGGAGCAAAGGGCCAGAGGGAAAGCGAAUCAGGCCCUGCUGGAUGAGACCGGGAUGCAUGCGCUGAGACGGCGGAGGGAGCAUACGAGGGGGGGCCUAAGUGAGUUGGAGCGAACGCUUGAGGUGGAGAGCGAGGGCAUCAAGCAACUCAGACAUAGGAUAGAAGAGAAGAAGGAGUCGCUAGCUCGUAGGAGAGCAAGGCUGGACUUGCUGCAUCGUCAGAGGACGGAAGGUUCCGACUCACCGGCGAGAGAGCUGGACCAAAUCGCUCAGCUACGGUCACGCCUUCACAACCUCGACGCUCUAACGCACAAUCGCCGCGCCCAUCUUCUCGAACUCCUAUCACUCAUCUAUCCCCUCCAAUUGCUCGAUCCCUCGGAGCUACUCUUCUCUAUCGGCGGCUGCACCUUGCCAAACUCGCCCGCUGCGGCUCUCUCUGCCCCCUCGCGCCACAACAAGAUCGACGAAGACGAAGUUGCCGCAGCCCUCGGCUUCGCAGCGCAACUCGUCUUGCUUGUCUCGGCGUAUCUCGAGACACCGCUGCAUUACGACGUGGCCGUCGGGGGGAGUAGAGCUAUGGUGCGGGACGGAAUCAGUUUGAUGAAUGGACCCAGAAGCUUUCCGCUCUAUUCCAAGGGCGUAGAAGCCUAUCGAUUCGAGUAUGGCGUCUUCCUGUUGAACAAGAAUGUUGAGCAGCUCAUGAACGCGCACGGCCUGCCAGUCUUGGAUUUGCGACACCUCCUGCCUAAUCUCAACAAUCUACUGCUCACGCUCAGCUCGCCGAUAGCUGUUCCUAUCGCUCAUACCCGCGAUGCCAGCGAUGGAGACCAUGUCACAGUCGGAAAUGGUGGUCCAUCCGUCGUUGGUGGCGGCGAGGGGAGAGGAGUGGAGGUGGGGACGAAGUCUACUCUCUCAACCGCUUCUUCCGCCUCGGCCUCGAACGAGAGUCCGAACAGGCGACGCGGUGGGUACAAGGUGGCAGGGAAGGGGGAGAUGAUCGUACUACCUUCGAAGCCACGUAAUACGGACGAGGGGAGCAGGGCGUCGGAUGGUGAGGGGAUGAAGGCUGAAGGAGGACAGAUCAUGACCAACGGGGCAGCUGCGCCUAUGCCAGACGCAGAGUCAGCAUCGCACAAGAAGCCAGCUGCGAAAUAUUCUCACUCUCCCGCAGCGUCAUGGACGGCCUCUCUGCUUGGAUGGACGGGAGGGGGCAGUGGGUCGCGGGUCAAAGCCGGGGCCAAGAGCGAGGUACCGAAUAGUCAGCCGGCGCCGCAACCUGGCAAUCUUCCCACUGCGAGAACGCUGGGAGGCCGACAGUGA